AUGCCUCUGGUUGACCCUGCAUAUAUCAUAGAAGCUGUACGGUGCUACGAAAUCAAAUUGACAAACUGCCUUCAAACUUUAGUUUCAUCUCCCGCUUCUAAUUUCUUUAACGAGUUUAAUCGACGAUCUAAGGCCACCACCCAAAGAACUGAAGCAUCACUGGAUUCAGCGUAUCCGACCGCAAGCCUUGCUAAACAAUUUCUAGAGUUCCCUCCCCUUGACCGGUUCGACGAGACUUUCAACAGCCACUUGAGGAUGAACUUCCUAAAGAUCUUUGACCUCCUUGGUGGGAUGGAUGAAGGAGUAUCGCCCUAUGUGUUGAAUAAACUUUUGAAUAGCGACGGCAAAGUUAAGUACUGCGUAAAUAGGCCUAUCCUCGAAUCAUUGAGUGCAUUCAGGCUCGAUAGAAUUUGCAAGGCGCCUGCUGAGGACAGGGCUUCCAACGGGCCGUACUACGGUCCGUACAAAGUGAACCGUAACGGUCACGUGUUCAGUACGAACAUACCGAGUUCUUACGAUACGUACACCUACCUCUCCUCCUCCCUGUCAUACGAACGUACACAAAAUCUCACCCGUACAGGCCUCAAAAUCGCCCAAUCGUACAGUACUACGCCUCGUUGGAAGCCCUGGCUGAGGAUGUGGUUCGGAGGUCUCUACGCCAUCUUCAGAGACCCUUGGAAGAAAAUUAUUCACAACUAUUCUAGAAGAUUUACAAGAGACCAACUUCGAAGAGGCAGUCGGCCGAAAACUUAUUACCAUUUCUGGCAAUCUAGCAAUCUACCACAGGGACCACAGAGGAUUGCCUUGGCACACUAUAUCGUUCAGCAAUACUUGUGCUGGGGGUUUCCUCAAAAAGUUGGCGACAAUCUAUCAUCUGCUCAUUUUGGCUUAGCUGCUACGGACCUCGAGAUUGCAGAAAUAUGCCUUAUAAUUGCUAAAGGAGCGUGCCUGUGGACCAAAUGUACCCGAGAGAGUGAGAGAGGUACCAUGAAUACGAGCAGGUGGUGGAGCUCGGAAAGCUCCGUAAAUGCAAACACAUAUCUUUCCUUCUCCGACUCUGAACCGAGAAAAUCGUAUGAGGUCAAAUUUCCUUUCAGCCGUACUCCCGAGGUGUUGCACAAUAGUGUUCCAAGAGAUGAGGUACUGCGAGUGGAACCGGUCCUCACUUCCAAUACGUUACACAUGUCUCAGACCCCCUCAUGCUGGGGCAAUUCAAAAUUCUUACCUUGGAUCGGCACCUUUGAGUUUCGCCCAUGGAAUCUUCGAACCGUGCGACAAGAAUGGUCCAAAUUUGAAGGAGAAUAUCGACCUUGGCUUCAGCCCUAUUCUAGAUGCAUAAAUUUUGACGGCCUUUGCGACCACUUGAGAUGGAUGGAGCCAAAGCUAGCUAGGUGGUACCGGCGGGAAAUUCCUUUUAAUAUUAUCGCAGUCUCCAUCCCCAUCUCUGUAACAGAAGUUCUGGACUGGUGCACUGGCGUACGACCCUGCCUGUCAUUCUUCGGGAUGGACACUCAAGUCUCUUUUUAUAAGCUCCAUAUUGGGCGAGGCCAUGAUCUUGACCAAUUCGAACGACAACCAAAAUGUCGUCAAAAGUAUUAUCGCUCCCGGAUACCCUAUCCUAUGAUUAGCCGUCUCUCGCUGUACUCCAGGCGUUUCGACGCCUCAGCCCCACCCACAACAACCUCUUGCUUAGGAUGCUGUGCUACCCAACACUUGGAUCUUAAUCUCACACUUACAAUUCCCAACUGUCACAUAAGAUUGACAUCCCCGGCUCUCGUGCUUGAUCCGCAUUUUAGAGGAAUCCUCUCUACAUAUAUGAGAAUCUGCCUAAUAUUACCCACCAACGACGGUAAUGAUGUCAGUCUUAAGAUUGAUAAGGAAUAUCCGGCUAUUUCAGGGGCGAAACGAACGCUUCUACGGAAUUACGAAGCACAACAAUUAUCCCGCGCGCUUCUCCGCGCAAUGCUCUCCCACCCGGAAAUUACCUCUCUAUUCGAUAAAUUUGAAGCAUCAAGUCUUCACCGUCUGAAAGAUACCAUCAACAUAGGCUUAGUGGAUGUACUUUGGCAUCUUAAACCCUUCUACCAAACUUCAUACGUAACCCGUGGCACUGGAGUAAUGCAAAAUAUGCACUACACCUCACUAUCGGGAGGGGUAAUCAAUGCCGAAACGAACCUUUUGCAAGCAAUGACCGCAUACAUUCUCGACGAGGCUUACAAGAAAGCAGCAGACUUGUCAACAAGCAAGAAGCUUGAUAGCUUUUGCUUCGAAAGACGUUCUGGAGCUAUGCUGGGUUGCAUACACAUCUCUGCAACAGCACUGCAGCCGCUGCUUAAGCGCCUCAGUAUACUGUACGAGAAAGGAGCUAGUCUUAAUUGGAUGCGGCUAGGAUAUGAACUUAUCAAUCAAAUAACCAAUUUACAAUUAAAUACAGCUCUAAAAUCUAUCAAGUCAAUUAAGUUAAUUCUACUGGUUAAUUCGUAUCAAGUUGAGCUGAAAAUUUUGAUUGUUUUGCUUGUUGACAACUCUGGAAAUCCUUUUAUAGGCUUGACUCCGUCGACGGUUCCACGAGCGAUGAGUGAGGAUUCUAUGACUUUGUCUGUGACACUCAAUGGGUUUGACUUGAAGCUCAGACCAAUGCAUGGGCCGCGUAGGAUCCUUGCAAUCGUUUGGCAACUUCAUCGAAAUGCUACUGUAUGUAGUGGUCCUGGUGCUCGAUAUGCGACCCUAGGACUGGGCUACUUCAGUUCGGAAAUACCAUAUGGCAGAAUGCGAGGAACGUCUUUGUGCCAGGACCCCGUUUAA
This is a messenger RNA of Lindgomyces ingoldianus, 2805 nucleotides long. RefSeq lists its product as uncharacterized. The transcript has 28 exons. The record is from RefSeq and is a predicted model, not a curated record. The coding region runs from base 1 to 2805 and encodes 934 amino acids. NCBI's taxonomy places the organism in Eukaryota, Fungi, Ascomycota, Dothideomycetes, Pleosporales, Lindgomycetaceae.